This is a messenger RNA of Lactuca virosa, 1140 nucleotides long. Lineage: Eukaryota; Viridiplantae; Streptophyta; Magnoliopsida; Asterales; Asteraceae. The record is from the annotation of a GenBank genome assembly.
AUGGCGGGGAAGAAAACCUGGGAUUGGGAAAUUGGUAACAGAAAGGCGAAGAAUAAUGUAUGGAACGCAAAUAAGGGAGGAGUAGGUCUUGUGCAUGGGCCUCAAUCAGGAUCCUAUGCUAACGCGGUGAAAAGGAAUAUUGGGCAGAAUUCGAAAUCUUUAAAGCCUGCACCUUCUGUUGUAUUACGAGGAAAUGAGAUUUGUAAUUCUUUUUCUAUGCAAACAUCCAUUUUUGGCCAAGUUAGGAACGUUAGAAUUAUUCCUAAUCUUUUCGUGCUUCUUAGAGAGGAAGGUUUCAAUGACAUCCAAGUUAGAUAUGUUGGUGGUGAUUGGGUUUAUGUGGCUUUUGAGUCGGAAGUAGCUUGCUCCAAGUUCAAGAAGUCAACAGGGUUAGUAGUGGGGGUUAGUUUAGACCGGGAUAUUUCCGACCUUUCGGGUGACUCGGAUGAUGAUGAGUUUUUAGAAAAAGAUAUAGAAGAAGAAGGUACACCUCUCUGUAGUAAGAAAAAUGUUGAAAAGGAAGAUGGGGAGGUCGGUGAAGUCUCAAGUGAGGAAGAGUAUACGAUUCAUGGUGAGCUUGGGGCUGGUUUUGUGGACCGGAAGGGGAGGUUCUUUCCUACUAGUAAUAUAAAAAAUGGUGCUUUUACAGGUGCUCAUCAACCUGAAUCCAAUCUUGUUGCUGGUACUCCGGAGACGGUGAUUCCUUCAACCAAAGAUGAUCAUUUUCAGGCUGCUAGCUCGCAUGUUGUUCCUGUCAUAGUUCCUUUUACUGUUGCUGUAGCCCCGCUGUCUUCUGUUUUUCUGGAAAUUUCAGGAGCAGGUUCGGCUGGUGUGGUCCAUCGGUUUGCGGUUGAACCACCUGUUGUGGUUGCGGAGCAUUGUCCUUCAGAUUCUCUUUCGCAGCCUCCUAGUUUUAGACGAGACUCAAAAGGUCCUAAUUCGUCUAAUUCUAGAUCUACGAGUUCUCAUGGAUCCUCCAAACUUUUAAAGAAACGUGUUCUAGCAGAAGUAGAUGAUAUUGAGGGUAUUAUGAAACAAUACUUUGAAAUGGGUGGAUUGUUGGGGUAUGAUAUGGAAAAUAGCAAGAACAAGGUCCGCCAAAUUUUAUCGAAUAUUGGUGUGAUUCAGGUGGAUCAAUGA